GUCAUCAUCAUGCGCCGAAAGAGCGCUGUGAAGUCUGACACUGACGUGUGAUUUAGUAAGCACUAUUAGGAUCACAGAAAAAGUACGCUAGGAACGAGUUAUGCACUCGAAAUUUAGGUAGUAUUUAAAAAAGAAACAUACAUUUGGCUGCUGGAUAUGGAGAACUGGAGCCUUGUGUCCCUAUCUGUUUUGCUCGUACUCGCGGCGAAAUGGGCAGUCUCGUUCAAUUCAUAUUCAGGAGCAGGCAAACCACCGAUGUUCGGGGACUAUGAAGCCCAAAGGCACUGGCAAGAAGUGACGUACAAUCUUCCAGUUCAUGAGUGGUACCUCAACACCACAGAGAAUGACCUGAACUAUUGGGGUUUGGAUUACCCUCCACUGACAGCCUACCACAGUCUCCUGUGUGCCCAUGUAGCAAAACUCAUAAACCCUGAGUGGGUGGAGCUGCAUACGUCCAGAGGGUAUGAGAGUCCAGCUCACAAACUGUUCAUGAGAGCAACUGUUCUGGUAGCAGACAUCUUGAUAUACAUUCCUGCAGUUGUGGUGUACUGCUUAUAUCUGGUUGAAGGGUCUACAAAAAAGAAGGUCACCACAAUCUUCUGUAUCCUGCUCUACCCAGGCCUUACAUUGAUCGACUAUGGACAUUUCCAAUACAAUGGUGUGAGUCUUGGCCUGGCCCUAUGGGGCGUGGUUGGCCUGGGUCUGGGCUGGGAUAUGCUGGGCUCGCUGGCCUUUACGCUGGCACUCAACUACAAGCAGAUGGAGCUCUACCACUCACUCCCCUUCUUCUGCUACCUGCUGGGUAAAUGUGUGAAGCAGGGUCUGUCAGGCAGAGGGCUGCUCCUGCUGGUGAAAGUUGCUGUGACAGUGCUGGUGACCUUUGCCCUCUGUUGGUUGCCCUUCCUGUCCGACUCCCAUCAGGUCCUGCAGGUGGUCCACCGCCUGUUCCCUGUGGCCCGUGGCCUGUUUGAGGAUAAAGUAGCAAAUGCUUGGUGCAGCUUGAACAUUCUGAUAAAGAUCAAAACCCUGAUGUCCACUGAGACUCAGCUUUCCCUGAGUUUUGUGCUCACACUCUUGGCCGUCCUGCCCUCGUCAAUAAAACUCUUCAUGAAGCCGACCCUGUGGCAGUUCAAACUCGCUCUAGUGAACUCAUCUCUGGCCUUCUUCCUCUUCUCCUAUCAAGUCCAUGAGAAGUCUAUCCUGCUGCCUGCCCUGCCAGUGUGCCUUCUCCUCAGUGAUCUCCCCUUAAUGGCCAUCUGGUUUCUCCAAGUGUCUACCUUCAGCAUGCUCCCCCUGCUGUUGAAGGAUGGGCUGCUGCUCCCAUACGUGGUCACCUCCCUGGCCUUCCUCUACUUCAGCCUGUUCCUGCUGUCGGGCCUGCAGCGAGCCACGGACGAGCAGCUCCGGCUGCAGCCCUACCACGCCCUCUUCAGCUCCAUCCUGCCCUGCCUGCCCAGAUUCAACCUCGGUCGCAUCACCAAGUGGAAGUUUGUAGUAUCAGUGGUGCUCAUGGCCUGCCUGAGUUUGGGGAUUGUGGUGCUGGAGCCCCCUGCACAGUUACCGGACCUAUUUCCUGUGCUGGUGUCACUCAUUUCCUGUUCGCACUUCCUGGGUUUUCUGCUGUACUUCAACCUGCUGCAGCUCAGCGAGGCUCCGGCCAGGAGGAGCAGCAAGAAGAGCAACUGAGGCAUGGGAGUGCAGCUACUCACCAGAAGGGUUUAAAUGGGUUCAUGUGUUUGGAGUGCAGCUACUCACCAGAGGGGUUUAAAUGGGUUCAUGUGUUCGUGUUUAAAGGUUUGAAGGUGUUUUUGUUUUGGGUUUAAGGAUCUGAAGGGGACCAAUGUGUUCAUGUAAUUUAUCCCAGUUAAAACUUCAAGAAUCCUGUCUGAGUGAAGGCUUUUGUGUGUCCAAGUGACUGCGAGUGACUGUGUGUGUGUGUGUGUGUGUGCGCGCGCGCGCGCGUGUGUGUGUGUCAGGGUGUUGGCCAAGGUUUGCGGUUUGUAUUGAAACGAUUUUGAAGUUCAUGGGUUAUUGAAAAUUGCAUUAGUUUGAGAAUAUUAGUUUUGGACCAGUCAUACUUGUCAAAUUAGAGGACCAUUUUUUUUACCAAGAAUGUUUUCUACAAGAGCUCUUCAUUAAAA
This is a messenger RNA of Clupea harengus (Atlantic herring), 2141 nucleotides long. RefSeq names its product ALG6 alpha-1,3-glucosyltransferase (gene alg6). NCBI's taxonomy places the organism in Eukaryota, Metazoa, Chordata, Actinopteri, Clupeiformes, Clupeidae. The record is from RefSeq and is a predicted model, not a curated record. Gene Ontology annotation, cellular component: endoplasmic reticulum membrane. Gene Ontology annotation, molecular function: dolichyl pyrophosphate Man9GlcNAc2 alpha-1,3-glucosyltransferase activity. Gene Ontology annotation, biological process: dolichol-linked oligosaccharide biosynthetic process; protein N-linked glycosylation.